Messenger RNA from Rana temporaria (common frog), 1593 nucleotides. Its product is annotated as alcohol dehydrogenase 1. Bases 88 to 1218 code for a protein of 376 amino acids. Gene Ontology annotation, biological process: retinol metabolic process; retinoic acid metabolic process. The transcript has 9 exons. The record is from RefSeq and is a predicted model, not a curated record. Gene Ontology annotation, cellular component: cytosol. NCBI's taxonomy places the organism in Eukaryota, Metazoa, Chordata, Amphibia, Anura, Ranidae. Gene Ontology annotation, molecular function: all-trans-retinol dehydrogenase (NAD+) activity; zinc ion binding.
AGGCUUAAUGCGCAACCUUCAUAAAAGGACAGCUGUUGCUAAAGUUUAUUCCUUUACAUUAGGGCAGAGGAAAGAACUACAAGUAGAAUGGCUACUGCCGGAAAGGUAAUUAAAUGCAAGGCUGCCGUGUGCUGGGGACCUAACCAACCGCUCAGCAUUGAGGAGAUUGAAGUUGCCCCACCAAAACGUCAUGAAGUUCGCGUUAAGAUUGUGGCCACUGGAAUAUGUCGCUCAGAUGAUCAUGUAAUAAGUGGGGCUUUAAGUGACAUGAAAUUUCCAGCGAUAUUAGGACAUGAAGCUGCAGGGGUUGUGGAAAGUGUGGGAGAAGGAGUGACUAAAUUCAAACCAGGAGAUAAAGUCAUCCCAUUGUUUGUGCCACAGUGUGGAGAAUGCAGAUGUUGUAAAAAUCCAGAGAGUAAUCUGUGCUACAAAAAUGACAUUGGCAAAUAUGAUGGCGUGUUGUUGGAUAAAACCAGCAGAUUUACCUGCAAGGGAAAAUCCAUUCACAACUUUAUCAGCACCAGCACAUUCACUGAAUACACUGUGCUGGAUGAAAUAGCUGUUGCUAAGAUCCAUGAUGAUGCUCCACUGGAAAAAGUCUGCUUGAUUGGCUGUGGGUUCUCCACUGGAUAUGGCUCUGCUGUCAACACUGGUAAAGUUAAGCCUGGCUCCACGUGUGCAGUGUUUGGUUUGGGAGGUGUUGGGCUCUCUGUGAUAAUCGGAUGUAAAGUGGCUGGUGCCUCCAGGAUUAUUGGAGUAGAUUUAAAUAGUGAUAAAUUUUCAAAAGCCAAGGAGUGUGGAGCCACUGAAUGCAUCAAUCCAAAGGACUACGAUAUUCCCAUCCAUGAGGUCUUGGCAAAGAUGACUGAUGAUGGUGUGGAUUAUGCAUUUGAGGUCAUUGGAAACACUUCAGUAAUGACCUCUGCCCUUACAUCCUCCCACUUUGGCUGUGGAAAAACUGUCAUUGUUGGCUUGGCUCCUUCAUCUGCUGUGAUGACUUUUGAUCCCUUGCUUAUUCUAACUGGGCGCAUUUUGACCGGAGCUGUUUUUGGAGGCUGGAAGAGUAAAGAUGAUGUACCAAAACUGGUAUGUGACUAUCUCAACAAGAAAUUUAAUUUGGAUCCCCUUAUAACACACACUAUGCCAUUCGAGAAGAUUAAUGAAGGGUUUGAACUCCUGCGAAAUGGAAAAAGUAUUCGCACAAUUCUGACCUUUUGAAGCUGUAUGAUCCAUGGUAACAAACUCCGUAUGAUUUCAACUAAGAAAAAGAUUCAGUAAAGAUUCAGUAAUAAUCAUUAUGCUUAACCUACUCUAUAUUCCAUACGUGAUUGUGAUUCAACAUAUAACAAUGGUCUGUACUUCGUAUUUAGUAUUUUUAUAUCACCUAGAUGUAGUAUUAUGCAUAAUAACAAUGAACCUUUGUAACAAUUCUAGAUAGAAAUAUAUUUUAUAGUUUUUGUACAUUCAUCAUAGUUGUUGUCCAUGUGAUUUAAUAUUUCAAUUUCUAAACUGUUCACCUUGCACAGGGUGGUGUUAUUUGGGAUCACAAAUGUUCAACCCUCAUAUUAAAGCGGGGGUUCACCCUAAAAAAAA